AUGCUGAUAUCACAGAAUGGGCGCCUUUGCAUCUCAGAAGAGGUUGAAGAGGCCUUGUGCUCUCAAAGAUCUAUAGUCGCCCUCGAAAGUGCCAUUGUCACCCAUGGUAUGCCUCAUUCGACAAACCUCGAAACGGCCUCUUCGUUGGAGGCCAUCCUACGCUCGAAAGGUGUGAUACCAGCGACAAUCGCUCUCAUAGAUGGAAGUGUCCACGUCGGACUAUCCAACAGCCAAAUGGCAAGAUUGGCGGAUUCAACAUUGGACACUGGACGUAAAGUUAAGGUGUCUCGGAGAGACUUGGCUCCAGCUCUAUCAUUGGGCCUUUCCGGAGGAACCACUGUCUCGGGGACUAUGUACAUUGCGCACUCUGUGGGUGUCCAGCUGUUCGUCACUGGUGGUAUAGGGGGCGUCCAUCGAGGGGCCGAGAAGACGUUCGACAUCUCCGCGGAUCUGCUGGAGCUAGGCAGAACGCCCGUCGGAGUCAUUUGUGCUGGUGCAAAGAGUAUCUUGGAUAUUCCGCGAACACUCGAAGUCCUGGAGACCAACGGUGUCUGCGUUUCCACGUUCGGACGCACGAAAGACUUCCCCGCAUUCUACUCUCCCGUCUCCGGUGUUUCGAGCCCGUGGAACGCGCCUGAUUCAAAUGCGGCUGCCAAACUGAUUCGGAAGUACUGUGGUCUCACCUUGCCUCAGCCGCUGAGCACCUUGCUCGCUGUACCUAUCCCCUCUGAGCACAAAGUGGCAGGCGAUCGAGUGCAGAAACUUGUCGAGCAGGCCAUAACGGAAAGUGCGGAUCUCGGUAUAAAGGGAAAUGAAGUCACACCUUGGCUUCUCAAACGGGUCGGCGAGUUGAGCGGAGGUGAAACCCUGCGACUCAUUGGUGCGGAGGUGGCCAUUGAGCUUUCCAAGAUGAGCCGACAACACGAUGCGAGCAGUCCUGAAGCUGCGAAGCUUGUGGGCAGAGGUUUCGCUGCUCCAAAUCGGAGUUCGAAACCAUCAUGGGGCCAGCGUCGUCAAUACAGCUCUUCGACGUCACAGGCCGCGGAGCUUUCUCCCCCGACUGUCAUUGUCAUUGGCUCUGCUGCUCUCGACAUCACUUCUUCAGCCUCUGUACCUAUUGCGCCCAAAUCGACGACACCUGGAGAGAUCAACUUGACACCGGGUGGCGUGGCACGAAACAUUGCAGAGUCUGCACAGCGUUUUCUAUCACGACACGCUGUUCAACUCAUCUCGGCCAUCGGCACGGAAGGUGGGGAAGUUGAUGCGGCCGGAGUCAUGCUACUUCACGAGAUGAGAAAGGCGGGACUUCGAACCGACGGUAUCCAAUCGGUAGAAGGUGUACAGACGGCCUCUUGCAGUUUGGUACUGAAUGAACGGAGAGAUCUCGUGGCUGGAGUCGCAGAUAUGGGCAUUGUGGAAAAGAUCGACAUAGGUUGGAUCCACGAGAAUAUCACUGAGCACCGUCCAAAAUUGGUUGCCUUCGACUGUAAUACCGCGUCUGAAGUGCUGGCCCAGAUCUUGGAGCUUUGUCUGUCACUGUCCAUCAAGACCUUCUGCGACCCCACAUCCAUUGCCAAAGCAUCACGCCUCGUACAAGCCGCAGCCUUGGUCCCAUCUGGAGAUCGUCUCUCGCGGUCCCUGAUCACGCACAUUGCCCCGAACGUCGUAGAGGCCCCGAUCAUUGCCCGUGGACUUCGUAGGAUCCGCCUUGUUGAUUGGUCUGGAUCUGUGUCGUCUUCGCCCGACGAGGACAGCCUUGACAGCCUCGUCAUGCCGCUGGCAGAAUGUCUGAGUCUAUCCGAAAAUGUGUGGAUCAAGUCCGGCCCAAAAGGCCUGAUUCAUGCCCGAUUGAUGACUGAGAUCGAAGGAGGCCACCUCAAUCCUGUCCCACACCUCCUGCGCCAUCCCUGGCUCCCGGAUAAACGUAUCGGUUACUGGCACUACGGACCCCCGGCUGUGGCAGAAUCUGAGAUUGUCAGCACCACAGGAGCUGGAGACACUCUGGCUGGCGGCAUCAUCGCUGGCCUUAUCGGAGAUGAUGAGACCAGUCCCGAGUCCUUAUGGGUGGCCAGAGCCAUUCAAGCUGCUGGAUUGACCAUGAAGAGUAGACGAGCAGUUGGAUAG
This is a messenger RNA of Kockovaella imperatae, 2124 nucleotides long. RefSeq names its product Indigoidine synthase A like protein-domain-containing protein. The transcript is spliced from 10 exons. The record is from RefSeq and is a predicted model, not a curated record. Bases 1 to 2124 code for a protein of 707 amino acids. Gene Ontology annotation, molecular function: kinase activity; pseudouridylate synthase activity. NCBI's taxonomy places the organism in Eukaryota, Fungi, Basidiomycota, Tremellomycetes, Tremellales, Cuniculitremaceae.